AUGUUUGAGUCUAGCUGUCUCUGCGGAGCAAAUCGCAUCUCUUUCGAAGCUGAUUCCAUCCUGAAAAUGCGCUGCCACUGCAUCGACUGCCGCAAGUUCAGCGGAAGCACCAACACCAACAAUCUCCUAGUCCCCGUGGCUGGCUUGAAGGUCCUGAAAGGGCAACUCAAAACCUACACUAAGACCGUUGAAAGUGGAAAUGACAUGACCAGCUAUUUCUGCGACCAAUGCGGGUCGACGCUGUACAGGCAAUCCAGUAUGUCGGACAAGGCUGUGGCAGUCAUGAUCGGCGGCAUCGAUGGGCUUGAGGCAAUUGAGAAUGGACGUCCGGAGCACGAACUGUUCGUGAGGAACCGGCCGAGCUGGAUGAAGGCCAUUGAAGGAUCGUCGCAGGAGGAAGGGCAUGGCCUACCGAAGGUCAAGGUACCAGAAGCUGUGUAG
Messenger RNA from Exophiala viscosa, 441 nucleotides. Its product is annotated as Mss4-like protein. Lineage: Eukaryota; Fungi; Ascomycota; Eurotiomycetes; Chaetothyriales; Herpotrichiellaceae. The record is from RefSeq and is a predicted model, not a curated record. Gene Ontology annotation, molecular function: carbon-sulfur lyase activity. The transcript is spliced from 2 exons. The coding region runs from base 1 to 441 and encodes 146 amino acids.